This is a messenger RNA of Chironomus riparius, 4323 nucleotides long. NCBI's taxonomy places the organism in Eukaryota, Metazoa, Arthropoda, Insecta, Diptera, Chironomidae. The record is from the annotation of a GenBank genome assembly.
UGAUCUUUGAGCAGCGCGAAUAUAUUGUUUCGAGUGUUUGAUAAAAUGAAUCAGUUAAGAAACUGUUUUGCGAAAUCUCAGAAAGGAGACAUAGAACUUGGUGACAUAAGAUCUCAAAAUAACAAUCAAAUGAUUUCAGCAUCAGAAUCUACCAAUUUAAUACAGAACAGCCGAGAUGAGUAUUUUCGAUGCAGAAAAAUUCUUGAAAGAUUCUUCAUAACCAAAAAACUCAGCAGUUUCUGCUCCUGUGUUGAUCAAUUAAAUUUGAAAGAAAUUUUCGUAACAUCAGUCGACACAUCUGCAUGCAUAAGUCUGAUUUUAAGGCAUAUGGAAAAUAAAGAUUUUUGGAAAAUUAAAGAACAUGAAAUUUUUUUGACUAAAUUUGUUGAAUCAACAGAUUUUAAAGUUGAAAAUCUUUUCAGCAUCUUGAUGUACGAUUGGCAUGAGCCAGAUAAAAAGCCACAUCAAAGUUAUUAUCUUGUAAAAAAGCUAGAAGAACUUACAAAUGGAAAUUUGUUUAAAAAGCUUUGGGAAAUAAUGAAUAAUCAAGAACAGAAGAAGUAUCAUCAAGUGUGCCUGAAAAUUCUUUAUUUUUAUAUUGAAGAAAAGAAGGUUUUCUUUGAAAGUUUAAAUGACCAAGAAACAAAAAGUGAAAUAAACGAAGAGGAAAAGUUCAGCGAUUUCUUGAAACAACGUUUAAAUGAAGUCUUGUCAUUGAUUCCAAACAAUGAAGAAUACAAAAUUCAAGUACUUAAAAUAUUGAUCCCAUUUUUGUCGUAUUCUGAAUUUACUGAUGACAUAAAACUGAAAAUCCUACAAAUCUUUGGAAAUAACACUUUAAAUGACACAAUCAAUGAAGUUGACAAAACAACAUGCAAAAUGUCAUACACAGUAAUGACAAAAAAUUGCGAUGAAGUUUUCUUCAAGCUAGCUUUUAUUAUGAAGAAAAACUUUACAAUGAACUUUAAAAUUGGAUAUAAAAAGUUUAUUGAAAUUUAUAAGAAUUAUUUUGGUGAAUAUUGGAAUUAUGAAAUCGUUCAGAAUGCAAAGUUGCUUCUGCUCAUGGCAGACAUUCAAAAUCUCACUGAUACCAGAGAGUUUAUUUUGAUAACAACAGAAAAAUCAAGAUUAAGAUCAGAUUUACUUCAAAGAUUUAAGAAUGUUGCUGAAUUUCAGGCAGUAUUUAAUGAGCCACUUGAUGAUGCUGUUCAAGUUAAGAUGGUGGAAUUGAAAGAGUUUGUGCUGAAUUUUGAAAACAUUUCAGAAAAUAAACGUAAUAAUUUCAAAAAAUUGUUCAAAAACACGCCAGAAAUCAGAAGACUUCUUUUUGGAAGAGCUACACUGGAAGGUUCAAGUUUAUUUGAGAUAAUCUUAUCGAACAAUUUGUUUUGUGACAUAAUUGAAUAUAUUUGGAAUGAAUUUGGAUUAUGGGAAAAACCUGAAAUAUUGUCAUUGAAAAAUUACAAUCAAAAAUUUCUUAUGGAUUAUGUUUUGGAAGCUAAACAUGAUAUGCACUUUAUAAGGUUCCUCAUGGUUCCAGUAUCAAAAGAAUAUGAGAAGAUUCAACGACCGAUUCAUUAUAUGAUGCUGAAAAAUUCAUUAUUUUACGAUACGUCAAACAUAAUAAAUUCCGAAAAUUCAGCCAAUCAAACCAAUGUCCCUAUAAAAUGCAUUUUUGAGUAUGAAAUGUCCUUAAUUGAUCAAAAUGAGACUAAGGAUUACGAGAACUUACAAAAUUUUCUUUAUCUACUUGAGGAAAUUUAUCAAUAUUGUCCUGAUAAGAAUGGCAAAAAUAAAUUUUUUGUUGACUUCCUUAAACAAAUUAUCUCGGAAAAAAAGGAAACAUUUAAUAAGGAACAUGAAUUGAAGAUGCCAAGAAAGCACUUUUAUAUUGGUUUGAUGAUGAUCUAUUGGGGCUACUACAUUAAGUUUCGUAAAAUUGGUCGAGAAUUCUCGAUCGAACUACACGGCCCGUCAGAAGAAGAUGUAGUAACAUUAAAUGAGUCAAUUGAAACUAUUCCAUUUUUUGAAAUACUUUCAUUGAUAAUUCAAAAGAAGGAAGACGAAGUAAUCAAAGGUCUUACAUAUUUUUAUGAGAACAUGGAAAAGCUAUACCUAAGUACUUAUAAUAUAGAAAGCAACUAUUCAAUGGAUGGAGACCCAGACGAAAUUUUUCAUUUUUAUGAGAAAUAUUCAACAAACUUCAGUUUUAUCUUCGUUUAUGCAGCAAUCAAGACAAACCAGAAGAACAUCAUGAAUGCAAUAUUCGAGUACAAUCACUUCCUCAUAAGUUGUCCAUCGUUUCCACAAAAUAUGAAAGCAGAUGACAUUCAUUGUGAUACAGUUGCAAAAUUCAUUGAAAAUCGAUAUGAGCUUGGACGAGGAGACCUUCCAAAACAUUGGAUAUCUCAAAAGAUGCUUAAGAAUUUCCUCGACUCCCGCAUCACAUGUGAAGAUAAUUUCUAUAAAGUUGACUGUCGCUUUAUGCUGCCAUACUAUAAUUACGAUAAAGUAGAUGAGAAAGCAGGUGAUGACAUGAUCUUGAAUGAGGAUUAUGAUACAAUGAAGUAUAUCCUCAACGAUUAUAACCUAAAGUCUUUGGUAUCACAUCCAGUCAUGGAGAUGAUUAUAAGAGCAAAGAUAUCAAAAUAUUAUCGAUUAUUCUUUUGGAAUUUGGUUUUAUUUCUAACAUUUUAUGUGUUUCCAACUAUUUUAUUGGUUGUCCAGCUUCAUUCUACACAGAUUAAGAAUUCUACAGUCACAAUGGAAGAUAUUGUAGAUCUUUCUUUUGAAGAAGAUAAUUCAACAAGAAUUGUAGACGAUCCAUCUGAAUUGCCAGAUAUGGCACUAGUAGAAUUUGAUUAUGGUUGGAUAAUUCUGCUGACGCUCAUAAGAGUUCCAAUUUUACUUCUUAGGGAAAUCUUUCAGAUGCUAUUUCGUGAGAAAAUUAAGGAAUAUUUUAAUAAGAAAUCUAAUUGGAUUGAAAUUUCUUUGAUUAUACUUCCAAUUAUUCAGACUGUUCCAAUAUUCAUCAAUUGGUCGAAUCCAUCAACUGAAGCAUUUAUCGCCAUAGCCAUAAUUGAAGUUAUUAAUAUUAUUCUUAUGAUCACUGCCACAGUUUCUUUAUAUCCAAUUUUAAAAUUCUCAAUCUAUAUGAAAUGCUUUUUUAAAGUCUUCUUGACAUAUUUGAGAGUUUUUGGCUUACUUCUACCUCUAUUCUUAGCAUGUGUUGCUAUAGUCUUCAUAGUAUUUGAUAAAAAGAUUGGUGGUGGAAUUGUAGAUUUUUAUAGUUUUGCAAAUACUUGUGUAAAGUACAUCAUCAUGUACUCUGGAGAAUUAUCGAUCGAUGCUGACCAAAUUAAUGGAAUCUUACAAGUUACAGCUAUGCUGGUGAUAAUAUUUUUAAUCAUUAACAAAGGGAACUUGAUUCUGUCAAUUGUAAUUGACGAUGUUCAAAAAAUAAUGAGACAAGCAAAAGAGAUCAGCUUAAGGUUAUAUGCUGCAAAAUAUGUGGAAUUUGCUGAAGGAAUUCGUACAUUUUAUGCAAACUAUUUUCACUACAAGGACGAAAAUCAGCAAAAAUGCUGCACAAAACUAAAAAAUCAAAGUUUAUUUUGGCUCGUUAAAUUUUUUACAAAAAAAUAUUCACAACUGCAUCGAAUCAACUUUCUUUAUGUAGAAAAGAAAUCAGGAAAAGUGUUCAUUAUUAAAAGACGUCCACUUUUUGAGUCUUGGAAUUUCAUCACGAGAACUCUCAAUAAAUUGCUUGUAUUUAGAUUCGUGUUGAGCUAUUGGAAUAAAUUCUUUUCACAUCUUGAUCUUGAUGCUGACACCAUGAAGAAAAUUGCUAAAAUUAUGAGCACUGACGGCGAUGCUGAUGAUGAAGAUUAAAAUUGUUCUAAAAUAUAAUACUAAUUUUUAUAAAGUUUUGAUUUAAAAUAAAAUGAAAAAAGUUUUUAAGAUAAAAAUUAAUGAUUGGUGUCAAACCUUUUUUGUGUCAAGGCACACUUGGUGAUGAGCCAUGACUGAUAAGCACACAACAAACGGUUUGUUGGAUAUCCCAAAUUUUAUUACUGCACACGGGUUGGUCAUCACUGAUUUAAAGAAUGAAGCAUAUGAUAAAUCAGCACAUGCAUAAAUCAUUUGUGAGGAUAAAUUUAGUUCAACUGUGCAAACUCAAGCGAUAAGACGUAUUUUAAUGUAAAUAAAAUACUUUGUUGAGUUCUUGAAUUUAUAAUGUAAGAAUAAAGUUAAUAAGUCGAUAUUUUUUGACAUAUGAAAAAGUUUUGACUAUAAUAUUUUUGCAUGGUUCCGAAAAUUUAA